Messenger RNA from Racocetra fulgida, 2169 nucleotides. The record is from the annotation of a GenBank genome assembly. NCBI's taxonomy places the organism in Eukaryota, Fungi, Glomeromycota, Glomeromycetes, Diversisporales, Gigasporaceae.
AUGGAAUAUUGUUCUAUGGGUGACUUAUCAAAUUUCAUUAAACGACGUGGUGGUGAUCCUAGUUCAAAUACCACUACCUCAUCGAAAUCCUCUAAUAACGGUUUAAGCGAAUAUAUUGUUCGACAUUUCCUGAAGCAAUUAGAUAUCCAAACGAAGUCAUUUGUGGGUUCUCCUGAUCUUCCAAUUUUAAAAAUUGCCGAUUUCGGUUUUGCUCGUUCAUUACCAUCAACUAGUUUAGCAGAAACAUUGUGUGGCUCACCUCUUUAUAUGGCUCCUGAAAUUUUACGAUAUGAAAAAUAUGACGCAAAGGCAGAUUUAUGGAGUGUAGGCGCAGUUUUAUAUGAAAUGAGUGUCGGCAAACCUCCGUUUCGUGCGCAAAAUCAUGUUGAAUUGUUAAAAAAAAUCGAACAAGGUGGUGAUCGAAUUAGGUUUCCUGGUGAUCCACCUAGCAUGGGCCACACUGAUUCUGAUCAAAUUGAUUCAGACAAGUUAUCACUGAAUAAUAAAGUCGUGUCUUCUCACAAUAAUGUGGUUAGUGAAGAAUUAAAAGAUUUAAUAAGACAUUUAUUGAAGCGUAACCCCGUCGAACGAAUUUCAUUUGAGGAAUUCUUUAUGCAUCCUUGUGUUGCUGGUGAACUUGUUCGACCAAAUCUGUUACCUCAAACAUCAUUAUCGAAAGAAAAGCUAAUACAAGAUAUCCCUAAAAAUAGUAAUGAUAAGCGUCACGCUAGAGAUAGGUCUAUAUCAUCGCCCGUACCUUUAACUAUUAAAGAUGAUGUUGGAAUUGAUUAUUCUAAUCGAACACCCCAAUUACACACUAAAAACAAUCAUUCCAGAAAGGACUUUGAAGGAUCAUCGAAAGGAAUAACAAAUGCAUUGGGCGGCGAGUAUCCAAAUUCCUUACAGAAGAAAACAUCUAGGGAUAGCGUUAAGAACCAGCAAAACAAUUAUCGGUCUACUAAAUUCACCAGCAAUGUAUCCGGAAUAGUGCAUCCCCCUCUUGAAAAAUUUGAGAGACUAAAUGAUAUAUCCAAACAUAAUGAUAACGAUAAUCUUCAAGUUCAAACAGAUCUACAUCCUUAUUACGAGAACCCGUCUCCCUCGCCAUCUUUGUUGGUGCAACAACCUUAUGGACAAGAUGAUGCGUCAAAAAACAUUGAUGGCCAUCCUCAACGUUUAAGUAAUGCAGAAGAAGACGUUCUUUUUGAAAGAGAAUAUGUUGUUGUCGAGUCGAGACGUUGUGUUGAAGUUAAUAAAUUAGCUGAUGAACUUGCUGCGUCACCUAAAUCUGCUGGAUUAAUACAACGACAUCCAAAUAAAAACGCGGCGAUUGUAUAUACUGGUCCUAUACCUACAAAUCCAAUGGAAUUUCAGUAUCGAACACCAAAUACGAACACUUCAGGUUCAUUUUUUUAUUCUACUACGCCGCCUUUCGCUUUACCAUUUACUAGUCACGAAAGAGCUGGUUCUGGAAGCGGAUCAUCAGCUCUUGCUAAAGCUUUAUCCGUUGCUUCAACCCGUUUAUUUGGAACGGGAAACUCUCCGCCCUCAUGGAGUGAUAAAUAUUCAAAACAGAAAGGAAACAUGAUUACCUUUCCAAAUGACAUGACCAUUGACCCUGAAGAGGAAGUUGUUGUCAAGAAGAUUGAAGAUUAUGCUCAUAAAGCACACGUGAUUUACCAAUUUGCAAACACUAAAUUUGAUCAUCUUUUGCCACCACUACCUACCGCUAGCAGUGAACUUAUGAAUGGCCAUGCCAUUUCAGCUGAAUCUGCCGCUAGAAUGGCACAUGAAGCGUGUGUUUUAUAUUUAAAGUCACUUUCGCUAUUGCAGAAUGCCAUGGAUAGCGCUGGAGAAUAUUGGGCACGUGUUAAUGAAAAACAGCCUAAUGGGAAAGGGGCAUCUCCUAGAUUUAAUCAUGAAAAGGCAGAGUACACUAAGACAAGAUAUUUAUCAGAAGAAGAGAUGAAUAUUAACGGAUGUUUCGUAGAAAAAUUGCUCUAUGAUAAAGCCUUGGAAAUGAGUCGACAAGCUGCGAUAAAUGAAUUAGUUUCUGAAGAUUUAGCUGGAUGCGAGCGAGCAUAUAAAGCCGCCAUUCAUAUGCUAUAUGCUAUUUUAGAAAAUCCUGUGGAAGAUGGUGAUGCAAUUGAAGAAGAAGAUCGACUUACA